Sphenostylis stenocarpa is the source of this 489-nucleotide messenger RNA. Lineage: Eukaryota; Viridiplantae; Streptophyta; Magnoliopsida; Fabales; Fabaceae. The record is from the annotation of a GenBank genome assembly.
AUGGAGGGGGGAAGCUCAUCGGUUUCAAAUGGAAAUGUUGAGGUUCGGUAUAGAGGGAUUCGGAGAAGGCCAUGGGGAAAGUUUGCUGCAGAGAUUCGUGACCCUACAAGGAAAGGGACUCGGCUUUGGCUUGGAACCUUCGAUACUGCAGAACAAGCUGCACGAGCUUAUGAUGCUGCUGCUUUUCAUUUUCGUGGCCACAGAGCCAUUCUCAACUUCCCAAAUGAGUAUCAGUCUUCUAAUCCAAACUCUUCUUUACCUAUGCCUCUAACAGUUUCUCCUCCUCCUCCUCCUCCUUCUUCUUCUUCUUCUUCUUCUUCUUCUUCUUCUUCUUCCUAUUCUUCUUACUCUACUGAUAACCUUGCGGGCCCUGGUUUUUCUGGAGAAAUCAUAAUGCAAGGUGACGAUACUUUUGAGUUGGAGUACUUGGACAAUAAGUUGCUUGAAGAACUACUUCAGAUGCAAGAUAACAGACAUCUCUUCAAGUGA